UUCCCUGUUAAAAAUGAAUUCUAAACAUGCAUAAAUUUUAUGGAUCUUUUUAAAAUAUACCAGCGCACUUAAACCCAAAACCCCACGAAGGAGGAAUGCAGAAGCACAAAAUAAAGGCAAUGGCUACGAAUUACCAUGUUAAUCUUAGGCAAUGAUCAUCAUUCUGUACAAACUGAGAGCAAUAAUUCCAUUGUUAAGCCACCCACAGCAAAAAUAAAAACAGGGUGGGUUUUAAAGGUUCUGCGCAGCUAAAAAUGGCUUGGAGAAUACGCAGCGCAGCUCUGUUAUGGCGCAAUGCGUACUCAACUAAAGCAUCUUCUUCGGCUCAAGAAGCAGUUAAACGCAUUUUGCCUCCAAAAUACCGCUUAACAUGGGGGCGAUUGCUGACAGGGGCGCUGCUGGGGUUAGGUAUUGGUGGGGGUGCCUAUGUUAGCACUGUCGAUGAGGCUACAUUUUGUGGAUGGUUAUUCACAGGAACAAAGUUUGUCAAUCCUCUAUUCAGAUUGUUGGAUCCAGAGGAUGCUCACCAGUUUGCAAUAUGGGCAGCAGCUCGUGGUUUGGUUCCGAGGGAAAAGAGGCCAGAUCCAGCUAUCUUGGAAAUUGAAGUGUGGGGAAGAAAGUUUUCAAAUCCAAUAGGACUUGCAGCUGGUUUUGACAAAAGUGCAGAGGCUGUGGAAGGUUUACUAGGAAUGGGCUUUGGGUUUAUGGAAGUUGGCUCAGUAACACCAAUACCUCAAGAAGGAAAUCCAAAGCCUCGUGUGUUCAGGUUGCCAGAGCAGGGGGCCAUUAUCAAUCGAUAUGGAUUCAAUAGUGAAGGUAUAGUAGUUGUUGCAAAACGGCUGGGUGCACAACAUGGCAAACGUAAGCUUGCUGAAACAUCAAACACAACAAUGCCACAAUCAACAGAACAGAAACCUGGAGGAAAAGCAGGUCCUGGAAUACUCGGAGUAAACAUUGGCAAGAACAAAAUGAGUGAAGAUGCUGCUGCUGAUUAUGUUCAAGGAGUCCACACCUUGUCUCAAUUUGCUGACUAUCUGGUGAUUAAUGUUUCAUCUCCAAACACCCCUGGACUGCGUAAGCUCCAGGGCAGGAAACAACUAAAGGACUUAGUAAAGAAGGUGCUUUCUGCACGUGAUGAAAUGCAGUGGGGGGAGGAGGGACCACCCCCUUUGCUUGUAAAAAUUGCUCCUGAUUUGUCCAAGCAAGACCUUGCAGAUAUUGCUGCGGUUGCACUCACUCUCAGAUUGGAUGGCCUGAUUAUAUCUAAUACAACUAUUUCAAGGCCAGAUUCUGUCAUUGGGUUACCACAUGCUGAUGAAAUGGGUGGCUUGAGUGGAAAACCACUUUUCAAGUUGUCUACUGAUGUCCUAAAAGAAAUGUAUCAACUUACACGAGGAAGAAUUACUCUUAUUGGCUGUGGAGGUAUUAGCAGUGGUGAAGAUGCAUAUAGGAAGAUUCGAGCAGGGGCAACUCUUGUGCAGCUUUACUCAGCUUUUGCUUAUGAAGGGCCAGCUCUCAUUCCUCAGAUAAAGACCGAGUUGGCAGCAUGCCUAGAAAGGGAUGGGUUCAAAUCUAUUCAAGAAGCUGUUGGUGCUGAUUUCAGAUAGCCGAGGCAUGCUAGCAAAAAUUAUCUGCGUGACAUGUUUCAUCUGCAUAUUGUUUGUUCUAAUGGCAGCAUGCAUUUGUUUAUUACCCACCCCAAAUUAUGGAAGUCAACAUUUAGUAUUGAUGUUACUUAUGCAGCUGAGUUUCACUGCUUGUAAGGAGCUGGUUGAGGUGCUGUCUAAGAAAUUAUUAUUCUUUUAUCAGUUGUAAAAGUAUAAAAAUUCAGGAAAUCUUGUUGAGGAUAUUGUUCAUAUGUUGCUGAAGCAACUGCUUUAUUUAUUGAAGCAAUCAAAUUUUGCCAUGUGCAAGUAUUAGAUUUUCUGUAUUACUUUGGUGAGAUUUUUGACAGAAAGAUAAGCCUAUCUUUGGAAGUGUAUAUGCUGAAAGGUUCAUGCAGACUAAGGAUGCAUGUAAAUCUUGUUUACAUCAGUACCUUGAUAUUGUCAGGGUCUUGCCAUACAUAAAGUGGUCAUACUUAUUGUUGAUUUAA
Cryptomeria japonica (Japanese cedar) is the source of this 2095-nucleotide messenger RNA. RefSeq names its product dihydroorotate dehydrogenase (quinone), mitochondrial. The record is from RefSeq and is a predicted model, not a curated record. Gene Ontology annotation, biological process: 'de novo' pyrimidine nucleobase biosynthetic process; pyrimidine ribonucleotide biosynthetic process. Gene Ontology annotation, molecular function: dihydroorotate dehydrogenase activity. Gene Ontology annotation, cellular component: mitochondrial inner membrane; cytoplasm. Lineage: Eukaryota; Viridiplantae; Streptophyta; Pinopsida; Cupressales; Cupressaceae. The transcript is spliced from 11 exons. Bases 255 to 1607 code for a protein of 450 amino acids.